Messenger RNA from Aplosporella prunicola CBS 121167, 1572 nucleotides. RefSeq lists its product as uncharacterized. The transcript is spliced from 2 exons. The record is from RefSeq and is a predicted model, not a curated record. The coding region runs from base 1 to 1572 and encodes 523 amino acids. Lineage: Eukaryota; Fungi; Ascomycota; Dothideomycetes; Botryosphaeriales; Aplosporellaceae.
AUGGCUGACCCAUCUGCGAACGGGAACGCUCCCGCUGCCGACACUACCACCACCGCCGCCGCUGCUCCCGCAACCGCAGCCGCGCCAGCAGCAGCAGAAGCCGCAAAGCCUGCCGUCCCCAAGAUUGAAGAGCCCAAGCUGUCCGGUGCCGAGCUGAAGAAGCGCGCCAAAGCCGAAAAGGCAGCCAAGCGCGCGCGCGAAAAAGCAGACAAAGAUGGCCCCGGCGCCGCCGCAGUAGGCGGGGGACAAGCGUCUGGCAAGAAGCCCGAGCAGAAGCAGAAGGACGCCAAGGCGGGCGGGCAGCAGGGCGGCGCGCAACAGCCCGGCGGUGGCGCGCAGAAGGGCCAGCUGCUGCUGCAGCGGCCGGAGGCGGCGAUGCGGCGGAGGUCGAGCCAGCAGGUGGGGCCUGCGGGCGCGGCUGGGCCGGCGAAAGAAGUCAAGGAGAAGAAGAAGCCCGCUGAGAAGAAGGUGGGCUUGUUUGGACAUCUGUAUGGCCAGCCCCGGAGGCAUGAAAUCGAGGGCGCGGCGAAGGAGGUGCAUCCUGCGGUUUUGGCGCUGGGGCUGCAGAUGAGCAGCUAUGUUAUCUGUGGAAGCAACGCGAGAUGCGUCGCCAUGCUGCUGGCAUUCAAGUCGGUCAUCAACUCCUACAGCACGCCGCCCGGCACCGCACUCGCGCGCCAUCUCGUCUCGCACCACCUCUCGCCGCAAAUCUCCUACCUCUCCUCGUGCCGACCCCUCUCUGUAUCCCAAGGCAACGCGAUCCGCUGGCUCAAAGACCUGAUCGUGAAGAUCGACCCGUCAGUCCCCGAGCAAACCGCCAAGCAACACCUCAUCUCGUCCAUCGACACCUUCAUCCGCGAGCGCAUCACGGCCGCAGACGAAGUAAUCGCGGAAUCGGCGUCCCAAAAAAUCGUCGACGGCGACGUAAUCGUGACCUACGCGCAAAGCAGCAUUGUGCUAAAAACGCUGCUGCGCGCGCACUCUCUGGGCCGCAACUUCCGCGUCAUAGUCGUGGACAGCAAGCCGCUGUUCGAGGGGCGGCAGCUCGCGCGCAGCCUCGCGGCUGUCGGCAUCCAGACAAGCUACUGCCUGGUAGGCGCCGUGGCGCACGCCAUCAAAGAAGCCAGCAAAGUUUUCCUAGGCGCGUCAGCCAUGAUGAGCAACGGGCGGCUGUACUCGCGCGUGGGCACCGCCAUCGUCGCCAUGCUCGCCCACGAGCACGACAUCCCCGUCAUCGUGUGCUGCGAGAGCGUCAAGUUCACGGACCGCGUCGCCCUCGACUCCAUCGUGAACAACGAGAUUGCGCCUGCCGACGAGAUCCUUGGCCACGGCGAGUGGAUUGGCGAUGCCCCGGUCACUGACGAUGCAAAGGAUGACAAGGACCCCGAGGCCAAGACGCUGGGCAAGCGUGAUACUGCUCUUGCUCGCUGGAAGGAUACCCCUGGCUUGCAGCUCCUCAACGUCCUUUAUGAUGUCACCCCCGCCGACUACGUCAAGAUGGUCAUUACCGAGUUUGGCAGCUUGCCGCCUAGCUCCGUGCCUGUCGUGCAUCGCAUUAGCACGAUUGUCUAG